AUGGUUCAGCCUUCCUUCUCCAGCUCCGACGCAGCCAAUGGAGACUCUACCGUCUCGCCCACGGCCCCUCUCGAUGCCUUCCUUGACAACCAACCUCAGACUUUCUAUGAGAGCAUCUACAGAGCCGAAGAAGUGAUUCGUGCAGCCAGAGACCGGCAGAUCUUCCAGCCCCUGGUAUUCAAGCAUCAGAAGUUCCAAUGGUCGUUGAAUGACACCUUCAAGCGGGGCAUGCGCAAUGCUCUGACGGGACUCGGAACCUCGAACUCAUUCGGUGUGCCGUACAAGAGGCAGGCGCGCGAUCCAGCCCCGACGGCUGAGGAGCUGAUUGAUUAUGGAGAGAACACGUGGGAAUCGAUUCUGAAGUACAUGGUGUCCUCAGGAUUAGGAGCGAGGGUGACUGGCCGACCGCGCAACAGUGUGCUGAGCCUUCUGCACGCUUCUGGUCUCAUGGUUGAUCAAUUCGACGACACGGGACGGAAUCCCAAUUACGACCGCUUGACGAUCACGUCGCAGGGCUUCCAGUUCCUGCUCGAGGACCGUCAAACGCAACUCUGGCAGAUCCUCAUGUUCUACCUGGCUAGGAAGCAGCGUAGAGGGGAAGCCGCGGCAGACAUCCUGUCGUUGUUCUUCAGUCUGGGCUGCAUGCAGCUUGGGCAGGACUACUCGGCCUCCAAGAGCUUCCAGAAUUUCCCUCAGGGGCAACAAUGCCUCGAUGAUCUGGAGCAAUACGGCUUCAUUUACCGGCGGCAGGAGGUUGAUGGCAGGAAGACGGAUCAGUUCUUCCCGACCCACCUCGCCACCUCGCUCUGUUCAGGUGACACUUCGGUUAACCGGUCCGCGACUGCGGACGAUAAGCGUUUCCUCAUCCUGGAGACCAACUACCGUGUGUACGCCUACACCUCGAACGAGCUGGAAAUUGCGAUCCUGAAUCUCUUCGUGAACAUUACGAUCCGGUAUCCCAACCUGAUCGUUGGGCAUCUGGAUCGUCGACAUGUCAAGGCCGCGAUGGAUAAGGGUAUCUCUGCGUAUCAGAUCAUCUCCUACCUGACCACCCAUGCCCAUCCGCAGAUGUACAACCACCCGCCGCCGCUGCUCCACCCCUCCGUGACGGAUCAGCUGCAUCUGUGGGACCGAGAGAGGAAUCGUGUCCAGGCCCAAGACACUGUCAUGUUUGAGUUCUACUCGAAGGAGCUCUUCGAGACAUGCCGCGACGAGGCCGAGCGAAUGGGUGCUCUGCAGCACUCCGUGCAGCGGGGACAGGGCAUGGCCAAGCUAAUCUUUGUGGACCCGACAAUCCGUGAGUCGCUCCGCGAUUUCAUCAAGGAGAAGAAGCAGCAGUUGCGUGGCGACCUGUAA
This is a messenger RNA of Trichosporon asahii var. asahii CBS 2479, 1356 nucleotides long. RefSeq lists its product as uncharacterized. The transcript is spliced from 5 exons. Gene Ontology annotation, biological process: nucleotide-excision repair. NCBI's taxonomy places the organism in Eukaryota, Fungi, Basidiomycota, Tremellomycetes, Trichosporonales, Trichosporonaceae. The coding region runs from base 1 to 1356 and encodes 451 amino acids. Gene Ontology annotation, molecular function: double-stranded DNA binding; ATPase activator activity. The record is from RefSeq and is a predicted model, not a curated record. Gene Ontology annotation, cellular component: transcription factor TFIIH holo complex; transcription factor TFIIH core complex.